Messenger RNA from Dimorphilus gyrociliatus, 3302 nucleotides. The record is from the annotation of a GenBank genome assembly. Lineage: Eukaryota; Metazoa; Annelida; Polychaeta; Dinophilidae.
ACAAUUCUAAAUAUUUCUAGUUGACGGUGUAAACUACGUUGUGGAAUUGUUUAUUGCAAUUUCAUUAACUUUUUUUAUGAAGGCAUUCAUGACAAACAUUCGUUUGAUGUUGGAUCGAAAGCGUUUAAUUUAAUAAAAUUUUGGAAUUACAUUUAGGAAAUCGGAGUAUGUUUAAGAAGAGGAAAUCGAGACCAAGUUCAGCCAAGAGCGAAACUUCUAUUGAAGAAUCUGUACGCUCUUCCUUGCCUCUGCCAACGAAGAGCGGGCGUCCCCUUUCGUCUCAUUUUCAAAAUCUUAUUCGGUCACCCUUCUCGUCGAAGAGACGACAACUCCCCGUUCCACAAGUUGAUGUUCCAAAAACUGCUCCAAUAACGACAACAGCGGCUGUUACAAAUUCUACACAAAUUAUAACCCCCUCUGACGAACUGCAGAGAAGGAGUAGAAUACCUGUUGCUAAAACGGCUACCAACAGACCUAGGAGUCUACCAAAUGUAGAUCAAAUAGGAGUCAGAGUAUCGAAUAUAUCAGCAUUUGACGGACCACCAACGCCUCCAAAAUUACAAAAUCUGUUGGAAAACGAGUGGAAAGUAAAAAACAUACAAGAAUGGAAUAUAGAAGACGUCGUUAAUUGGUGCUUGGCUACAGGACAAAUUGGAGCUGUUACUUCUGUCAGAGAAAGCAAAGUCAACGGCGCAUUGUUAUUAAAUCUAAAGCGAGAAGAAUUAUGCCAAUUAGGGAUAAGCCUUGCUGGAUUAUCAGCUUUAAAGCAUCGCCAUUCAGUAAAAAAGUCUUUUGAUUCUCUAUCGAACGAAGACAACUUAGAAAUAUCUGGCUCCCUCAUACAAAAUCGUUUAUCGGAUUUACGUAAAGCUUCAGAGGAUCAGGAUAAGAGGAUUAACGCUUCUCUUACAGAACUACAAGAAGAGAGGCGUAAAGCCGAUGAUCUUUUACAAGAUUUUCAACCAUACGACGUGUUUGCCUCACCAAGUUUCGGCAACAAAAACAUCGAACACUUUCCAAGCCCCAAUAAGAGUGAUGACGAUUUAAAAUUCAGAGGAAAACCCCUAUCAAAUUGGACUCGUCAAGAUGUAAAUAACUGGUUAGGAUCGAUCAAACUUGAAAAAUUUUCACCGAAUUUCCGUUCUAUUUCCGUUAAAGAAUUACCAUUGAUUGAUGGAAAGGCAUUAGAUAAGAUGAAUAUUAAAAUUUUAUCUUACCGAGAAAAAAUAUUAGUUGAGUUAAGUAAAUUAAAGCAUUUAAAUGGCCUCGACAAGAAAAUGAUAGAAGAGGGGGUGGAGGAGGAGGUGGGGGCGGCGGAAGAGAUAAUAACGAAAGAGGGGGUGGAGGAAGAGGAGGCACAGAAGAAUGAGGAGGAAGAGGAGGAAGAGGACGCGGAGGGGGGAGAGGAAGAAGUUGAAGAAGAAGUAGAAGCAGAAGAAGAAGAAGAAGAAGAAGAAGAAAUAGUAGGAGUAAAAAGGAUAGUUCAGGGAAAAUACAUGGAAAAGGGAAGUCUAAAAAAAUCCUUCAGGCCAAUGAACUGGGUGGAAAUUUGGCAUGAUUUUGGUGAUAAUAUUCCAACAGGAUCGUUAUGCGCUGAAAAAUUUGCUUCAUUAGAAGAUACUACUGCUAAGGAAAUUGUAAACAAUCUCCUUAAUAAACACAACGUUACGCAUGAUUUCAAUUUAUUCUAUCUUUCCGAAUGGUUCGUAGAAGGAGCUCGUCAAGGAGCUCAUCGCGAAUUAAAUCCCAGCGAAUCUCCCUACAAGAUACAAAAAGAAUGGGGAAGAAAUUCCAAGAAUCGCUUCCUAUUACGUCACAAAAAUGGUGCAAGCGUCAAAAUUAUUAACAAAAUUGAAGGAGAAAAAUCUAGAGGGAAACAAUUCAGCGUCUCUUUUGUAUCAACUUGUAAAGAUGUUAUUAUGACGGCAUUAAGGAAAUUUAAGAUUGAUACAAAGAAUAGCGAAGAUUACGUUCUAAUACAGAUUGACAAAGAAAAAUCAGUAUAUUCUUUGGUAAAAAAUGACGAAAUAGUAUUAGAUUUGGAGAACGAUUCAUUCUACUUGUGCGAUAAAUCAACAGCUUCGAACCUCUUAGCCAAAGCGUCUAAAAGUUUUUUACCUUCGCCAGUCAGACGAUCAAAAUUACAUACUGUUGAAGUUCAAAUGGCUAAUAUCGAAGCGUCUAUUUUGGAUUGCGAUAAGCCAUUAAAGAGGACAUCUUCAAAAAGAUUUAGGCCGUCAACCGCUGAACCCCAAUUACCUAAUAAAAGAUCGAUUACACCAAUAUUCAUGGAGAGAACCAGUACCCCAAUUAAUUCUGGACGAACCACACCGCGACUUAAUCAAACAGCUGACGACCACUUGGAAGAGGAAUUCGAUUCUUUACAGAUUUUAAGGGAAAUUGAACUGUUAAAAGAAAGUAUUAAGGAACGAGAUAAAAAUAUGCUUGUGCUUAAGGAAGAAAAUUCUAGAUUGUUCUCAAAAGCUGAGGAAGUUGUCCGGGUGGAAAGAGCUCUUAAUGCUUUACAAGACGAAUUUGAUAAACAGCAACGUACUUUCGUUAACGAAAAUGCGACAUGUAAAAAUUGCAUUGAACAAAGUAAAAUUGAACGAAAGAUAAUUGAACUGGAGAGGCAAUUGAAGCAUGUUUUACUAAGAAUCGAUAGGAAGAAGCGUAACUCCCUAAAUCUUGGAGGCCAUAACGACAACGAUUAUAAAGUUUUAAGACAAGCUGAAGGAAUGAUACUUGUAGACUUGGAAAACGCUAAAAAAGAACUCAAUUUAUUAGAGGUUAAACAAGAAGGUCCCCGACUGGAAAAUGUCCUAGAAGAGAGAAAGAUAAUAGAAAUUGUGAAUCUGGAUACAAGUUGUGGUUUACAAUUUAUGUAUGGAAGAGAAUCUAAUCAUCAUCUUAUAGUACAUCAUGCUCAUCCAGAUAGCAAUUUAGCUAAAAAUGACCUAAUACUGAAGAUUAAUGACAAAUGGAUUUGUACAAUGAAAGAUGAAGACUUAAGAAACAGUAUGAAAUCUAAAAACUUGCAAUUAGUCAUUUUACGCAGACAAGAUAUUUCUGAGACGGAUUUAGAUGAUCUUAGAGAAGAUUUAUCAAUGGCUCUUAUUGAAUUGGAAUCUGUAUCAAACGAGAAUAAAGAAUUAUCAACAAAAAUUAUAAAAGUUGAGGAAGAGAAAGAUAAAAUGGAAUUUGAGAUUCGAACGUUAAAGCAUAAAUUAAAAAAGUUCGAAGAGGGUAGCGCUUUUGAGAUUGAUAUCGUUUCAGGUUCUAGCGUUGAAAGUGCAAUAUAA